AUGUCGAGCAGCAAGGUUGUCGAUAUGCCCUCCAAUGCAGCCCCAGGCAUUCCGUACUUCACCCCAAAGCAAGAUCCACGCUCAGGGACUCCCCAAGAUCCUCAACCAGAUGGGAAACCUCUGCCGUUGUUGUUCACUCCCUUGAAGAUUCGGGGAUUGGAGUUGCAUCACAGGAUUACUCUUGCUCCGCUCUGCCAAUAUUCAGCCCAAGAUGGUCACCCUACAGCAUGGCAUUUGGCUCAUCUCGGCGGGAUUAUUAAACGAGGUCCAGGAUUGUCCUACGUUGAAGCGACUGCAGUUCAAGCCAGAGGUCGGAUUACACCCGAAGACACUGGAAUCUGGAGUGAUGACCACAUCGAGUCUUGGAAACAGAUCGUCACUUUUGCUCAUUCCCAAAAUCAGAAGAUUGGGAUUCAACUCGCGCAUGCUGGUAGAAAAGCCUCCACUGUCGCACCGUUCAUACAUUCUGGUAUGAUGGCGACGGAAGCUGUCGAUGGAUGGCCAGACGAUGUCGUCGGUCCUACCUCUGAGCCAUUUUCUGACACGUUUCCUACCCCUCGAGCUCUCACUACACCUGAAAUUAAAGAAAUCGUGCAGGCGUUCAAAGAUGCUGCGAUGCGUGCGCUUAAAGCAGGCUUUGACACUAUUCAGAUCCAUAACGCGCAUGGGUAUUUGCUCCAAUCGUUCGUGAGCCCGUAUUCGAACAAACGAACGGACGAGUAUGGCGGGUCGUUUGAGAACAGAAUCAGGUUAACGUUGGAAGUUGUGGAUGCGGUCAGGGAAGUCAUACCAUCUGAUAUGCCGUUGUUCUUGAGAAUCUCGGGUACUGACUGGUUAGAGGAAUCUCUACCCGACGAACCUUCCUGGCGGAUUGAGGACACUGUCAAACUAGCCCACAUCCUCGCUGAUCACGGUGUAGAUGGAAUCGAUAUAUCCAGCGGUGGAAACUCCCGGUUCCAGAAAAUCGGUACAUUCGGAACCCAUGUACAGACUCACCUUGCGCAGAGGGUCAAAGAAUCCUUUACGGCUGCUAACCAACAGGUCCGUGGAGGAGGCAAAGCGUUGGUCUCGGCUGUAGGGAGCAUCAAUUCAGGAACAGUUGCGGAGCAGUGCUUACAGGAAGGACGAUGUGAUUUUGUCACUGUUGGAAGACAUUUCCAAAAGAACCCCGGAGCAGUUUGGCAGUUUGCGGAAGAGUUGGAUGUUGGGAUUUAUGUGGCGAAACAGAUUGGAUGGGGAUUUGGAGGGAGAGGGACGCAUACCACUAGAAAGAGUAGUAAAAUGUAG
Messenger RNA from Marasmius oreades (fairy-ring Marasmius), 1287 nucleotides. RefSeq lists its product as uncharacterized. Gene Ontology annotation, cellular component: intracellular anatomical structure. Bases 1 to 1287 code for a protein of 428 amino acids. NCBI's taxonomy places the organism in Eukaryota, Fungi, Basidiomycota, Agaricomycetes, Agaricales, Marasmiaceae. Gene Ontology annotation, molecular function: NADPH dehydrogenase activity; NADP binding; FMN binding. The record is from RefSeq and is a predicted model, not a curated record. The transcript has 6 exons.